This is a messenger RNA of Branchiostoma belcheri (Belcher's lancelet), 2596 nucleotides long. Its product is annotated as glomulin-like. Bases 57 to 2219 code for a protein of 720 amino acids. Gene Ontology annotation, molecular function: ubiquitin-protein transferase inhibitor activity. The record is from RefSeq and is a predicted model, not a curated record. NCBI's taxonomy places the organism in Eukaryota, Metazoa, Chordata, Leptocardii, Amphioxiformes, Branchiostomatidae. The transcript is spliced from 19 exons. Gene Ontology annotation, cellular component: cytoplasm.
ACGCUGUGUUGUAGCAAAGUGCUCUGGGAUCGAGAUUAGAAAGGGCCAAAUCCAACAUGGCGGACGAUUUGAAGACUGUGCUCCAGAAAUAUGCUGAAAAAUCCUGUCAAGAUGAUGACCUUGACCCAGAAGACAAGGACGUCUUCCUCGUGUCAGCGCAGAAAUGUCUGGAGAACGGAGAGACCGAUUCGGAAACGCUGCUUCGAGAAGUUUCCAACACAGCAAACGCGGGGUUUAUGUGUGAGGUAGGCUGGGACCUCCUGCCGGUGGUCACACCGUUCCUAACAGCUGGGAAAGCACCGGACACCGUCCAACAACACUGCAGGGGUGUGCUGGGGGCACUGGCUGAGGUGUGCAAGCCUAAGGAGUUUGUCCUGGGGAUUCUGGAGAAGCUGGAAGGACUGGAAGAUGACAACGUCUUCAAGGCUCUGCUGACUCCUUUACAGAGAGUUCUCCAGAGACUGACCGGGAAGAGGGCCCACUGUAUCGGCCUGACGCUGACCACCCUGCACUCCCACCUGACCGAGAUCCCCCUCCCUUCCAAGAACAAACCCCAGGACCCAGAGGAUGAGUCCUGGAGACAGUUUGGUGUGGACAUGAAGGACAAACAUGUGGGCAGACUACUGGACACCACAGAAGCACUCCUGGAGUUUGUUCAACCAUUUGUACAAAUGGCAAGAAAAGACUCUUCCAUAGAGGCAGCUAUGAACAAGGAGGAACUGAAAGACUUGGAGGUACUUAGAAAGGAACUUGUCAAGUUCCUGACCAGACUGUUCAAAUAUCCUCUGGUUUACCUGAACCUGGAGGAACUCCCUGUGAAGGAAGAGGAAGAGACACCAGGGACUGAGGAGACAGGACAGACACAGGAGCCCCAGCAGAACAGAUGCAGGCUCUGUGCCCAAACCAACAUGUCAUACUUACAAGCCCUAGACCCGAGCUUCUCCCGCCUGCUGGGCCUGUGUGACCACUACUGCGGGCCUCCUGACAUGCGCGCCAAGAGAAAAACAAAAUCUGCAGACAAACAACAGGAAGGAGAGGAGAAGACAGAAGAGGAUGAUGGAAAGGAGGAGGCUUCACUGCUGGGACUGUGCUGCUUCAGUUACCUGCUGUUUGUAGAAAACAUCUGUGUGGAGAAGUUGCCUGCUGUGCUAAGCCAUGAGUUCCUGGGAGCCAUACAUAUAGUUCUCAUCUGUGAGGUACUGAAGAAACCACACAGACCUGUCAUCCAUAAGGGUCUGGAGUUGACCAAGAAGCUGCUAGGUAACCUGGAGCCAUUUUCUCUCAGCUAUGAGAUUCUGGAGCUGCAACCGUUCGCAGUGCUACCUGAGUCUUUGAUUCAUGUCAUGGUGAACUGCCCAACCAAAUCUUUGAGAAAGUUAGCCCAUGACCAGUUCACUGCCUAUGUGGAGAAGUUUGACUGGAGGGGGAGGUACCAGUUGCUGAGAGGGCUGAUGGAGAAGACUGAAGGUCAUGCAGGAGUCAUGGGUCUGAUUAUUGGCAAGGUUAAGGACCAGAUAGACACCUGUCUGAAGGAUGAUCCACCCAGUGACUGGUUCACAGGGAACAAGCUGAGCGAGCUGCUGAGGAAGAUACUGCACCUCCCUGAUGGGGCCACAACAGACCUGCUGGACAACAGGGAUUGGAUCAUGCCAGCCCUGAAUCUCCUGCGGUACCUUGUAAUAAGGGACAAGCCUGAUCAAAACCAGACUGGAGUGUGGACAGACUGGCCUGAUGUGGAGAAGGGUUUCCUCCGACAGCUGAGGACUGGAGUCAACCUGUCCAAGUCUCACUUCCAGGAGGAACUCAAGAAAACCAGACUCAAACAGAAAAACACUAAUAAACCAGAAGUGCAGGCUAGCAUAGAAGUGGCCGGAGACAAGAUGCCAGAUAUGCCAUAUGAACAACAGAUCAUGGUGUUGGAAAGCUCGAUGCAGAUGUUCAGUGUGAUUGAGAGUCUUCUUGGAAGAAUUACAGAAGUCACAGAGACAUACAGGACUGGAGAGAAGCCCCAGGGGAAGAUCUACAAACGUGAGACAGACUGGAAGUGUUCGGACUUCCACGCUGCGGAGGAUGAUAAGGACGCGGUGUACAUGACCUGCCCGUGCUGCGGAGAGAAGACCAAGAUGCCGCCGGGCUUCGAACCCCCAAAACCAGGCGAGGAACUCAAACAAUUCGACAUUGAACUGGGCCCCCCUGAUGAUGACCUCCAGUAUCUGUAAGACUAAGAGUGAUCAUAUGAUAAGUAAAGAAUUGUUUUCAGUUGAAAUUUUUUGGUAUCUCAAAAAAAAUGGUUUGUACAUGGGACAUUAACCUUCAUCCAGCUAUGGUAGCCUUUUGGCACCAAAUUUGUAUUGUGUACUGGGUAAUAGACAGCAGGAAGAAGGUUAAAGUACCCGUAGUUUGGGAGACAAAUUCAAAAUGAAUAUGUCAGUUAACUCGAAAUUAAAGAUGUUGACUUCUCCUUUAACAUGUUAGGAUAGUGUAGAUCAUAGUGAGUUAUGGAAAUUUACAAAAAGAGAAAAGGUAUACCUGGGUUGCCAACUGGUUGCCCCAGCCAGAGUUAUUAUGGAGAAUUUACAUGUCUCAGGUUGUAAGG